This is a messenger RNA of Carlito syrichta (Philippine tarsier), 528 nucleotides long. Its product is annotated as receptor-type tyrosine-protein phosphatase S-like. The record is from RefSeq and is a predicted model, not a curated record. The transcript has 3 exons. Gene Ontology annotation, molecular function: cell-cell adhesion mediator activity. Gene Ontology annotation, biological process: axon guidance; homophilic cell-cell adhesion; dendrite self-avoidance. Gene Ontology annotation, cellular component: plasma membrane; axon. Lineage: Eukaryota; Metazoa; Chordata; Mammalia; Primates; Tarsiidae. The annotation marks the transcript as partial.
UCUACGAAGCCCCCCGACCUCCCCGCCCCCUCUCACCUCCUCCGUUGUCUCUGCAGACGCUGCCCCGUCGGACGUGCGGCUCGAGGCCUCUCUGUGAGCCACCGGGGGCCAGCCCCCUCCAGGGCGGAGGUCGGAGGUCGCUGCCCAGCAUGGCGCCCGCCUGGGGCCCCGGCGUGGUGUCUGUGGUUGGGCCCCUGGGCCUCCUGGCGGUCCUGCUGGUCGGAGGCUGCACGGCGGAAGAACCCCCUAGGUUCGUCAAGGAGCCCAAGGACCAGAUUGGCGUGUCAGGGGGCGUGGCCUCUUUCGUGUGCCAGGCCACGGGCGACCCCAAGCCACGGGUGACCUGGAACAAGAAAGGCAAGAAGGGCAACUCCCAGCGCUUCGAGACGAUCGAGUUCGAUGAGAGUGCGGGCGCCGUGCUGAGGAUCCAGCCGCUGCGGACACCCCGUGAUGAGAACGUGUAUGAGUGCGUGGCCCAGAACCCCGUGGGGGAGAUCACGGUCCACGCCAAGCUCACUGUCCUCCGAG